GGAGUCAGGAUGCCUAUUGGGGGUUUUUGUGUAUGCUAGCGCAGAUGUUGAAACCAGGAAACUCCAAUGGAGCACUCUGAUUAGGCAUAGUCUGAGAUGGGGUAGGAUACGGUUUGUAGAAGGUGAUUUUAAUGAUAUCCUGUCCAAUCAGGAUAAGAGAGGGGGGAGGCUAAGGGAUCAUAAUAGCUUCAGGGAUUUUCAAAACUUUGUGAAUACCAUAGGGAUGGGGGAGACUAGAAUCAGUGGUCAUAGGUUCACUUGGGCCAAUAACAGGCAGGGAGAGAACUUUAUUGAGGCCCUUCUGGAUAGAGUUUUCUUAUCCCCUGAUUGGCUUAUUAGAUACCCCAAUGCUUUUGUUAAUCACAUCACCAUGUCUUCAUCAGAUCAUAAUAUGCUUACUUUGCAAAGUGAUAAUACCUCUGAAGUCAAAAGAUCCAGAUUUGUUUUUGAUCCAAGAUGGAUGAAGUCAGAUGGGUAUAAGGAGCAGGUGGAGAAGGCUUGGAAUCUACCAGUGAGAGGCCCUGCUCUACUAAAAAUGCAAGAAAGAAUCAGAAACAUUAGACAGGCUCUUAUCAAGUGGAAAAACACUCAGGAACAUAACUCAGCCAAGU
This is a messenger RNA of Striga hermonthica, 611 nucleotides long. Lineage: Eukaryota; Viridiplantae; Streptophyta; Magnoliopsida; Lamiales; Orobanchaceae. The record is from the annotation of a GenBank genome assembly.